AUGACGAUGCAAAGUUUGUCGAAGAGUAUUUACCAUAAUGUUAAUUACUUCAAAGCCUAUGAUACACUCAUUUCUCACAUCACCAACAAAGACGAAGUGGUUCAACUUUGGACAGAGCAGUGGAAAACAAUUAUGAAGAACAUUUCUUUCAAUCCAAAUGAGGGAAACCCGAUCCGGAUGUUGAAAAUUGGUGCUGGGGAUGGAAACCAUGAAAUAGGAAUGGCAAAAUGUCUAUUAGCAGUGCAUCCAGAUGUGCAUAUUAAAAUCAUCGAACCAAAAGAGGUGCAAUUACAAUUGUGUAAAAAAACAGCAAUGGACUUUGCAACAUCGUCUCCAGGUCUAACCUUUGAUUGGCAUAAUGUAACUUUUGAGAAGUACAUGACUGAUCAACGUGAAACUGAUGUUGGGUCGUUCCAUAUUGUUGUUAGCUGUCAUGUCUUGUGCUAUUUGAAUUUGGUUUGGGCGAUAGACAGCAUGUACAGUAUGGCAAGGACAGACGGUGUUGUUGUAAACACCAUGGUAACUGGUGACUCAACAUUUGGCUUAGUUGGUAAACUUUUUACUAAAUUGACGGGUUGUGGAAAACAUCACCAACAUUCCGAUGAUGCUCUGGGGUAUCUUGAGACCAAAACUGGCAAGAUUAAAAGGAACUCACGCGAAUUCACGGUAGACGUCACCGACUGCUUUAAUGACUCAUCUGAAGAAGGAAGCUUGCUCCUGGAUUUUAUGACUCAACGGACUGAUUUUAGAAGGAAUGCCCCGGGCAACGUUAAAAAGUCUAUAAUGAAUGUUCUAAGAGAGAACACUAUAGAAAAGGAGGGAAUGGCUUUAACUCGUGUUCGGGAAGAAGAUUUGGUUUUAAUAAAAUAG
This is a messenger RNA of Saccoglossus kowalevskii, 870 nucleotides long. RefSeq names its product histamine N-methyltransferase-like. Lineage: Eukaryota; Metazoa; Hemichordata; Enteropneusta; Harrimaniidae. The record is from RefSeq and is a predicted model, not a curated record.